GCUUGACGGCCCCGGGGACCCUAAUUUCCUCUUUCCAAAUCCCUAUUCCCUACCUCUUCUCAGUAAUCUCACCCGCCCUGGCAUUCGAGAGAGAGAGAGAGAGAGCAACGAUGGGAUCGAAUGAUGAGGUUUCCAAUUGCAGAAUGACCCGGUCCGCCUACAAUCAGAAAAAAUUUGCUGAUCGCAGAAUGACCCGUUCUGAAUUCCUGGAGCUGCAGAAACAACGUCAAGGAGAUGGGAAACCACAGCAGCGGCGGCUGCGGCGGCAGAAGAAGAAGAAGAUUAAGAAGAAGAUGUUAAAGCCCGUCAGGGUUAAUACAUUGACAGGGAGAGACAGAUACGUCCGUGAUUUUACCCCGGAAGAACGCGAGGUUUACAACAAAAGGGUCAGGGAGAGCGAGGGGUUUGAUGUUGGUGAAAUUCCGGAUGAGGUUAUUUUGAAUCCUGUGAUAAGAGAAAUUCCGUUGGAUCCUCGUUGCAGUAUCAUAGUGUAUUCCACUACUUCAGCAGAGACGGCUCUUAGAGAUUACAACAAAGAUAAUCACACCGAAUACCAGUUUGUCAAGCUCGUCAGGGUGUGUUACCGUCUGGCUAUGGGUAAUAUGUAUUAUAUUACCUUUCAGGCCAAGCAGAAUGGGAUAACCCGUAACUUCCAAGCACGCGUUCGUGAGUUUUUGGGGAUGCAUAUCGAGUUUUGCAGGGAGGAGAAAAUGCCCAACUUAACAUAAGUAUGAGGAUGACAUAAUGAGAUUGGUAAUCAAUCAACGGUAUGAAGAGAACAGCUCUCUGGUCAGAAGAUUGUUAAAAAUCGACUGAUUUUCUGUUUCAAUGUGUAAUAUUUAAGGUUUCCUUUCUAGCAAUUGUUAGGUGUUCCUUUGUCAUUUAUUCAUUUUGAAUUUCCACAGGGUAUUUUCUAGACAGAACCUUCCAAAAGCUUGUAUGCCAUGUUUGUCCUAAUCAAGGGCAGAGCUACUGUGGAUCCAAAAGACAAUUUGUUAUGGUUUAGUAUAUGAUUUUGUUAAAUAUUAAUUUUCAGCCUAUUUUUGAACA
Messenger RNA from Rhododendron vialii, 1050 nucleotides. RefSeq lists its product as uncharacterized. Lineage: Eukaryota; Viridiplantae; Streptophyta; Magnoliopsida; Ericales; Ericaceae. The record is from RefSeq and is a predicted model, not a curated record. The coding region runs from base 111 to 728 and encodes 205 amino acids. Gene Ontology annotation, molecular function: cysteine-type endopeptidase inhibitor activity. The transcript is spliced from 4 exons.